Sorghum bicolor (sorghum) is the source of this 3459-nucleotide messenger RNA. Its product is annotated as B3 domain-containing protein Os03g0120900. The transcript has 6 exons. Gene Ontology annotation, molecular function: DNA binding. Bases 1049 to 3265 code for a protein of 738 amino acids. Lineage: Eukaryota; Viridiplantae; Streptophyta; Magnoliopsida; Poales; Poaceae. The record is from RefSeq and is a predicted model, not a curated record.
ACACGUAUCCCUUAGUGUCAUCUAUUUUGAAACGGAGGGAGUAACUUAGAACAUGAAGGCCAUAUGAAUUCAUAAAAAAGAAAAAGAAGAAGAUUAUGCCCAUAUAAGUCACUCAAUCUUAGAAUAUAUGCAUGAAACUAGCUCAUAUAGUGCUCCUUACCUGAAAACUAGAAACCUGUACAAUGUGUGCCUCACCUAAAAACUGGAUUUUUUUUUCUAAGUUCCUUACCUGAAACUCUCAUAUGGUGUGUUUUAUACAAUGUUUGUUUGCCCUCGGCACGAACGUCUGGCCUCCCCGAGGGUAGCUCAGCUGACCCCUAUGAUGUAACCUCGUAGUAUGUUUGUCUCGUUGCAUCAAAAUAAAGGCUAAAGAGAGACCGUGUUUGUCUGUCUGUAGCCCUGUACAAAUGAGUAUGGUUAUCUUGUACCGAUAAUCUGGUAACCUUACCACCGCCCUUUCUCCUUCUCUCCUUAUUGGCAUUUCAUCAAACACUUCACUGACGUGAGUACACUACUGCCGUGCUAACAACACCGCUAGUGCCUCCCUCCUCACCACAGCAGGACGUCGGCGACGACAAGGCCCAAUGGCGAUGGUGUCUCCUCCGCGUUUCCAACGCCGUCGCCACCGGCUCCGGCGGGUUGCUGCUGGAGCUGGUCGAGCGUGGCGCGAAGGCCCACGACGACAGCCCGCGCGGAGCCUAUCUCCGUUGCGGCGUCGUGGCCGGCGGACGCGCGUCGUUCGCCACCUACAGCUACAGGCCACAACCCACAGCCACAGGUGCGCGUGACAAGUCGUGCCAACAAAGAAAGCUUUUCGACCAGAAAAGACGCGACGCUCAUGUGCCAUCAAUUCGCUCCUUCACUCUCUUCCUCCUCCGGCUUUUAGUAGCUUUACCCACCAGCGACCAAACAGUCAAAUCAGCAAGACAACAAGCCAGCGUGCUCAGUUCCAUUUCCAUCGCCUGCUUCUUCUAGUCCUCCCACCUGCAACUGCAACGCCCGGUUUCCCAGUCCUGGCUGUCCCCGCUAGCUGUUUGGUCCUCUGCUCAUGGAAGAGCCGAGGAGGCCUCGAUUCUUCAAGGUCCUUGUCGACUUCGCGCGCCGAAUCGAGAUACCUCAAGCCUUCCUCUGUCAUUUUCCAGAGGGGAGACACAGACAGUCUGGCACUACAAUGGUGACAUCUGCUAAAGUUGUCCUUAUGAAUGCUCAAGGGAAUAGUUGGUCUGUUGAGCUGGAGGAAAUUGACGGCCAUGUGUUUCUGACCACUGGAUGGCCAACGUUUGUGGAGGACAACUGUUUGGGAAAGGGUGAAUUCCUUAUCUUCAAGUACGAUGGGAGAAUGCAUUUCAUAGUCUCGUUUUUUGGCGUGAAUGCUGUUGAGAAGUCGUCUUCAUGGAGUGGCUCCCAAGCUACGGAGAAUGUAGAAGGAGAACUCGCAUGUCCUGUCAUCCCUUCUAGGAAGGGAGGGCAUAGUGGCGAUGGAUUAAUAACAGAGAAAGUUAAGGAUUUUAUGCAUACUCACUCUCAGACAGAUACCAUGAAACGAAACACUGAUGAACACAUUUCAUCCCAGGGCACAAUUGGUUUCCUUGACUCGCAUGAAGUAAUUUGCUCCAAAGAUUACUUGGAGACAUACUGGUCGCAGAGUGAGACAAUGGAGGAUGAUAAAGCUAAAGCAGUAGCGGAAGUAAUGAGAACUUUGCGUGUUGACAAAUUGACAGUAGACUUAUUCUGUGCUAUACUCUGUUUGCAUAAAUGGAAAGUUGAGGCGGCUGCAGAGUAUUUUAAUGUUUGUAGGGGCAAACCACAAAUUCUGGAACAAUCUCUGAAGCAGAAAUUUGUUUUGCAGUUGGACUUUGUAAAGGGACAACUACAACGCUUCUUCCCUCAAGAUUAUGAUUCUGAGAGAAUCAAGAAGAACAAUGUUGAGAGACCUAAUUUGUCUAAUCAACCACUACAACGUGACCUGAUGGUGGCACCAGUGAAACGGAGGCUAGUUGAUGAAUAUAAACCUUGUGACUUGUCUCAUCGACAGAAGAGAAUAGUUAAGUUGCAGGGAAACUCACUGCAAACUCAAACACCAAGAAGAUCUCCACGAUUGGCACACGCGAACAAUACUUGUAACAACAACAAAAAAGUGUGGAAAGGAAGAGCCAAAGUGCUUAAAACACCACCAGAGGCAACAAAUCAGGUGAAGGAUAGAGCACAUGAAUCAUGUUCGCUUCAUGAGAAACUAGAUAAUGCCUUGAAAGCAGUUCAUGAAGAAGCAACAGGUUCCUUAUCUCAGGACAUCAGGAUACUGGAUUCCCCACGGUGUGAGGUUGGCUUAAGUAAAGAGCAUGAACAUGACCAAGGAGAUACUGGCAAAAUGUUGGAUCAAGUCAAUGAUGGAGAAAACUGUAAGGAACAUUUGGGAAGAGAUGCUAUGGGAAAUUCUGAGUCAUUCAUGAGUACAUAUUGCGUAGAGUCAUUGCCAAACAGCUCUAGGUUGACAGCAUCUUCAAGAAUAAAUGAGCUAUCAUUUACAUGGAAGCCCUCACAACAUGUCAGUCCCCUUGAUAAAGUUUUACUUGGCAUUCAAAGAGAUAACUUCGUGAACACCAUUGCACACAUCCAGAAAAUCAUCCGGGAUGAUCCUUCAGAUGUGCUUAGUGCAGAUGUAAUUGAAGCCACUGUGCGGAUAGAAAUUAUUAAAUGGGAUUUAUGCCUUCAGGACAAGGAUGCCCAUAAGAUAGUAAAUGCAAUGUUGGAGUAUGCUAAAAAGGUCAAGGGGAGACAGAAUUUCAAUACUGAGAUGAGGAAGGAAGAGUUCUCUGCAAAGCUACAGGAUCUCCUAAAGUGGCAGCUUAAAGAAUUAGAACUUACAUACACUUCCUUGGAAUCAGAUUACAAGAAAGCAACGACUGACGCUAGCAUUUUUUUCUCGACAUUUGAAGAACACAAGAAAAAGUUGAAUGCCAUUAAGGAUGGUAUCAAGGGCGUGCAGCAGGCCUGUAUGAUUAAGGACGAUGAAAUGCAAAAAUUGGCACAUCAAGUCGCUGAGCAUGAGACUGCAUAUCAGAAGUCUAUAAUGGAAAAGGUUAGGGUUAAGAUGGCUCUGAAGAGCCAUGAGCAGACUAUUGGUUACGUAAAAGAGCACCUAGCCUCUACUGAAUCUGGAUCAAUUGACGUAGGAGCAUUGGUUAAGAUAGAGAUGGAUAAUAUGAGUAAGGAGAUUGACGUCUCCAAGGGAAAUCUUCUAAAUAUCAACUUCAAGAAAGAGUAAAGAAGGUGUAAGCGUUUGUUUACAAUUAUUAAUUUUCUGGCUAUGGUCACUUCAUGGUCAGAUGUCAUGCUACCAGCAUCAGCAAUCAGCUUUCCUGUGCUCACCAGCACGAAAAAGGUUUUGAAAACAUCACCCGCUGAUAUCUCCCCAGACUGUGCCAGCUUCCCACCAUACCAGAAGUCCAGUGCCCAUGA